Molecule: messenger RNA, 1179 nt
Organism: Geodia barretti
Lineage: Eukaryota; Metazoa; Porifera; Demospongiae; Tetractinellida; Geodiidae
Source: the annotation of a GenBank genome assembly
ACGUGCCGUUUGUCAACGGAUCGGAGGAGAAACACCGGCGAGAGCUAGAGAGAGACACUACAAGCGGUCCGCCGUCAUGAGUAGCUCGGAGGAGGUGUCGUGGAUAUCUUGGUUCUGUUCCCUCAGAGGAAACGAGUUCUUCUGCGAGGUGGACGAAGACUAUGUACAGGACAAGUUCAACCUGACAGGACUGAACGAACAGGUCCCUCACUAUCGACAAGCCCUCGACACCAUCCUGGACCUGGAGCCAGGUCAGAACUAUACCUUUCCUCUAAAACCCUUUGGACGCCAUCCUUAUUAAUAAGCAGAAAAUGAUGCAUUAAGUAUUAGCGUUGAGUACUAUAAUCCCCCUUAUGGACUUAUGGUGGCUCUGGACACAUUUAUGUGUCCGCGACUGGUUACGUGUUAAAAUUGACCCUUUUGUGGUAUCAGGCCACCAGUCCGUGCUGUGUGUCUUAUGUGUGUGUAAUAGAUGAUGACUUGGAAGAUAAUCAGAGUGACCUCGUUGAGCAAGCCGCUGAGAUGCUAUAUGGACUCAUCCACGCACGCUACAUCCUCACUAACAGAGGACUGGCUCAAAUGAUCGAGAAGUAUCAGAGAGGAGACUUUGGACACUGUUCCCGCGUCUUCUGUGAGAAUCAGAGUGUCCUUCCCAUAGGUCUGUCAGAUGUGCCCGCAGAGUCAAUGGUGAAGGUCUACUGCCCCAAGUGUGUGGACGUGUACACCCCGAAAUCCUCACGACAUCACCACAUCGACGGAGUCUAUUUUGGCACCGGGUUCCCUCACAUGCUGUUCAUGGUCCACCCGGAAUUGAGGCCACCCAAACCAUCCAACCAGUUUGUCCCUAGACUGUAUGGGUUCAAGAUCCACCCAAUGGCCUACCAGCUCCAACAGCAGGCAGCUGCCAAGAGUCGCUCCACCACCUCGCGCCAACGAUCACAGAAGCAGAACUUCAAAUAGAGCACACCAUGCAUGCAAACAACUAUACGUAACCUGUGAUUUGUAUAAUAUAUUAUUAUGUUUCUGUGCAUGAUAACAAUGGAAUGUGCCUCGAUGAUGAUUUCUUAUGUAGAAGUCCGCUGAUCAGUCAGCGGAACACUAAAUGAAAUAGCGUUCCUCUGAUUGACCAAUCGGAUUCAGAACUCACUAGAGCCUGGCUCUAAGUAGUUAGGCGACGAG